GUUUCACUGGUGUAUGUGGAGCGAACUGAAGCUGUGCACCAUGGAGAGCAGACACCACAUUUAAACUCGGGAGAACAUUUCCCUUCAUGUGCUGAAGAAAUCUGCUCAUUCAGUCAACAAGAAAGAUGGAGAAGGAUUCGCCAUCAUCAACGCCCACUCCUGUCAAACCGCAGGAUGGGCCGUCUCGUCCCUCCACCGUACACAUGCCUCCUUCGCCUGUCUCCAACAGCCUCUCUGCCACACCCAAAUCUCCAGCCUCCACGGAAACAAAGACAGAAUCCUCAUAUUCUUCGCCACAAACACCUCAAGUCGUGUUGAAAUCAACGGACUCCCCUCCUCCGGCUGAAGGGUCAAAGCCUUCCUCUACUGCUUCUUCACCCGCUUCUAAAACUGUCUCAACCAGCCCAUCCUCUCCUGCUCCACGCAAAACACCCCUCGUCACUUCUCUUAACCACUCGAGCCCUCAAGUCUCCAAAAUGUCCCCCGUCUCCAAACUCGCCUCUCCCUCCGCUGCUUCAGCCGGUGUGACCUGUACUACUGUGAUAGAUUCCUCUCCAUCGACCUCCAGCACUGCUUCCACCACAGCGCCCACAGUGUCUUCCACCGCCCCAGUGAAACGCACCUUUGCCUCCAUGGCCAAGCAGGUCAUAAUCCAGGAAAGACUCAGGAGAGCAGAGGAAGAGGAUGCCGUUGAUGAUGAAGAUGGGGAUGAACCGGAGGAGGAUUUGUCUGUGGAGCAGUUGGAGGAGAAAGCCAAAGCUGGUGAUGCCCGAGCUCAGACCCGGCUCGGUCAGCACUUCUUUAUUCUUGCUGAAGAGAAGGACACUGAGCUGAAUAAUCUCCUGGCUGUUAAUUGGCUGAUUACAGCCGCUAAACAGGGAAGGAAAGGUGCAGCGACAUUACUGCAGCGCUGCUGGAUCCACAAAAAAGGAAUCACUCCGGAGAAUGAGGCUGAAGUGCGGAAGUUGUCAACAGAGAGUAGGUUUGAACUGGCUGUACGCAAAGCAGCCAUGAUGAUGUACUUUAAGCUCAACCCAGAGAGGAAGAGGAAGGUGGCUGUGUCUGAGAUGCUGGAGAAUGUCGGCCAGGUCAAUGCAGGGCAAGCAGGUGGCAACGCAAGAGGGAUUCCCGGGCCAACCUCAGGCCAGACCCAGAAAGUGUUGGAAAGCAUGGUCAGCAAUGAGUCUGAACAGUUGGUGGAUCUGGAUGAAUUUGUUGAGAUGACAAAAAAGUACGCACAAGGUAUCGCCCCCACUGCACCGCAAAACGACACCCAGGCCACAGCCAAGAAUAAAAGCCCUGCACCUGACGACCGUGGAGGGGAGACUGAGUUGGUUCCAUCAGGAUGCAGGAAGUCACACAAAGGUUCUUGGAGUUUUGGUGGAAGUGGGAUGAUGUUGGACUCUAAGCCAACUGAGGCCUUAAAAAGAGCCAUGGACAUGAAGUCACGGUUGAUGAUACUGCAGUACCCACUGAACACCAUCCUGGAUAUGAAGGGGGCCCUGGUGGACUGGGCGUCGCGGGCCGGCGUCCAGUGGCUGAGCACCGUCAUCCCCACGCACCACGUCAACGCCCUCAUUUUCUUCUUCAUCAUCAGCAACCUGACGGUCGACCUGUUUGCUUUCGUCAUUCCUCUGCUCGUCUUCUACCUCUCCUUCAUCUCUAUGAUCAUCUGCACGCUGCGUGUUUUGCAGAGCAGCAAGACUUGGGAGAACUUCAGAGCGCUGACAUCUUUACUGACGCGUUUUGAACCGGGGCUGGAUGUGGAGCAGGCAGAGACCAACUUCGGCUGGAACAACCUGGAGCCGUAUCUCUAUUUUAUCAUAUCCGUCUUCUUUGUCAUUUUCUCUUUCCCUGUAGCCGACAAAGGCUGGAUCCCCUGUUCUGAGCUCUCCACCGUGGCCAUCUUCUUCACCGCUGUCAGCUUUAACAGCCUCAGUCCCACUGCGGCCAUGUACGCACGCCGAGCGAUGGUCAUAGAGGUGGCAUCAUGUCUGUGUUGCCUGACCCAGUUCCUGCCAAAGAACAUGAUGGUGCUUCGGUUUCUGGGACACACCUUUGCCACUCUACCACUAGGGGAAUCCGUGGUGCUGAAGCUCAGUCUCCCCUGCCUGCUCUACAUUUACCUGUUCUACCUGUUCUUCAGCAUGGCAAAGAUGCGUGGUUUCCGGGGGACGUACUGCUUCUUGGUUCCUUACCUCGUGUGCUUCAUGUGGUGCGAGUUCUCCGUGGUUCUCCUCCAGUGUUCCUCCGCUGUGGGUCUGAUCCGCACCUGCGUGGCCUACUUCCUCUUCCUGUUUGCGCUGCCUGUUCUGGCGUUUGGCCUGGCCAUUAUGAUUCUCAUCCAGCUCUUCAAGUGGUUCCUGGAGCUGGAACUGACGAAGAUGAUCGUGACCCUGGUCGUGUGUGCGAUCCCCGUCACCCUGCGACUCUGGACACGGUUCAGCAUGUCCAUUUUGGACGUGUUCCGUUCGCUGACCCACCGCGGCCCAGUCAAGCUCAUCUUACUCUGUAUCUCCAUGGUGAUCCUCUUCUUUUCCAUCUAUGUAUACCACGCAGAGGGACAGAAGGUGUAUAACUCCACGUUGACUUGGAACCAGUACAGCCUUGCGUGCGGGCCCCCUGCCUGGGAAACCAAAGGCAUGGCCCAGACGCAGAUCUUCUGUAGCCACCUUCAUGGACACAGGAUCACGUGGGCUGGACGUUUCAAGCACGUCCGCGUGGCAGAGACAGAGAAUGGGCCACAGUCUGUCAUUAACAUGCUGCCUGUGUUCAUGGGGGACUGGCUGCGCUGCCUGUAUGGAGAGACGUAUCCCAAAUGUGAUUCGAAGAACGAUACAGUCGCAAACCUAACAGCUGGCCCCGCUUCUGGACCGGCCCCUCUCUCCCUGCCCAUCCUGCUUCAAAUGCAAGAAGAAGAAGAGUUGUGUCAGAUCAAGGCUCUGGCCAAAAACACCUGCCACGUGAAGCGCUUCGACAGCUACCAAUUUGAGGUGACUGUGGGAAUGAUCCAGGACGGGAGCAUGGAGGCAGGCGACCCGGCCAGGGAUAUAAUCCUGAUUGCCAGCAAUGAGUUCCGACAGGUUCUGUUCAAACUCAAGCCCGGUAACAUGGUGGAGUUCAGCACCAAGCUGGAGGGCCGUCUCGGAGGCAGAGCCCCGGCCUUCGAGCUGAAGGCCAUCCACUGUCUGGACUGUGUUUCCUCCCUGUUGACCGGACGCAGACAUGUGAAGAUAGAGAGAGACUGGAGACGCACGACCAUGAGAGCGCUGAAGUUUGCCUUUGAUUUUUUCUUCUCUCCGUUCCUGUCCGCGAAAAUCACUGCCUGAGGAGAAAGGCACUGGAAAUCCUUAACUCUUCACAGAGUAGCUUUCUGACCAUUGCGUCACUGAUGCAAUUUACUGUAGGAUUGUUUACAAACUGAUCUAACCACGAUCUACUGACAUUUGAAGAAGGUGAAAUAUUAAUUUGAUGUUUCUAAUAGUACUUUCUAGAUCAGUCAAUAUUGAAUGAUCAAUAUCAGUCAUUAUUGAUAUCAAUAAUUUAAAAUAUGGAUGAAAAAUACUGCUAUAACUAUUGAUAUUGUUUAUUUGCCCAGCCCUACUACUUCCUGUGAGUGCAAGUGUGAGUUUAGAAAUAUUGUUUUAUUUCUGAAUGGCCUGAUGCCAACUUUCAGUAAGAGGCAAACUUUCAAGCUUCAUUUAUCUAUUUAUAGUUUAGGGAAGUUUUUAUAGAUUAAAUUAACUAACAUUAAUAUGUGCAAUGAAGCUUAUGUUGGCUGCUGACCACAUCUGAAAAUGACACUGCAUUUCUUAAAAAUUAUAUAGUGAAAUUGUGAAAUUUCUUUAUCGGUAACUGUUCCUGCUGUGUCUGUAUUUAGUGUUUUCUUACAUGUAUUGUGAUUUUUGUUUGCAUGUACAGUAUGUAUUUACAUUUAUGUGCAUACAUAAGCACAGUUUUAAGUUAACUGAUUUAUGUAUAGGUGUUGUGUAAUAUUGGUCGUGUGCAAACCAUGUGUAGCUUUGUUUUACAAACUUUGUGGUCUUAAAACGUUCAGCUCUUAAUUGUAUUUAUUUUAUUAUUGAUCCGAUUUCCCUGUGGCCUAAAACACAGUGCACUUAAAAAUAUCACUAGUAAAAACAUUGAUCCAGUUUUUAAUGUUUGCAGUGUCGACUGUUUACGGUUGAACAAGAGACUGCUGCAGCUUUAGUCUCAGCUUCACACAUAAAAGAUGAUCUGGUCAAUCACGGGUUUUACAGCUGAUGCUGUCACCCUAACUUUGCAUCAGUUUAUUUUUACUAAAUAGGAGGAGAGGACUUCUGAACGUAAUUUCUUACAGCAGAUAUAAGAAACAUAACAAAAUAAUUGACAUUUUAUCAAAUUGAUUUGUUUAAUCUCAGGAAAUGGAGCGAUUUGGCCUUUUGAUUCAUAGUCCUGGAGGGCUUUAGAUUGCCCUGAUGUCAUGACACGCUAGUAAAAUUUGUGAGAAAAUAUAUUAUAUUAAACCCUUUUAACUUUUUGUCUCUUUCCAGUGGCUGUUCAAUUCUCCUUCUAAAGCAAAAUAAACCAUGAAAGGAGACAUUUCUGAAAUCAGAUUAUAAAAAAUGCAUUGUGUGAAUGGGGAUGUUUUUAUCAACAUGCUAUACUUUCAGUGCACGGAAACCCAUACAUGUGAACACUAUUAAGUUUCA
Molecule: messenger RNA, 4691 nt
Organism: Platichthys flesus (European flounder)
Lineage: Eukaryota; Metazoa; Chordata; Actinopteri; Pleuronectiformes; Pleuronectidae
Gene: wfs1a
Product: Wolfram syndrome 1a (wolframin)
Exons: 12
Coding region: 126-3329 (1067 amino acids)
Biological process (GO): endoplasmic reticulum unfolded protein response; calcium ion homeostasis
Cellular component (GO): endoplasmic reticulum; endoplasmic reticulum membrane
Molecular function (GO): protein binding
Source: RefSeq, a predicted model, not a curated record